CGUGUGACCGUCAAAGCUUUUGGCGUUACAGCCCAGACAUGAUGCAAUUUUCUUCGAUAGAACAGCAGAUCAUUGAAAACUCAGGGCCCGCUCCUUCACAGUUACACUUCCAGACUUCCAUUCUUGUAUUCUGGCAGCUCCACAUACCCUGCGUUUUCUCCCAGUGUUUGUCUCUUUCCAGUGACUGGACUUUUCUGCGCCGUUCAGCGGUCACUGUCUCAACGCUUACCAUAAAGUACCCAUCCUUGCAACGUCGUUUGAUCACUCCGCAUACCGGUGGCAAACAUUUCCGAGUUUGACACUUGCAACGAUUGGCGCAGUCGCAACUUUCCCAAUAACCCUCACUAAUAAUAUGCCUGAAUCAAGGCCCAUCACCUACGGCCGAGGCGGUGCCGGCAAUGUCACCAGCAAACCUCUCUCACCCGCCCUGGGCCCUCAGACCACACCCACCUUGAAAUCAAGCGUAUACACAACUGGCCGUGGCGGGACGGGAAAUAUGGCCAAAAAUGACAACCCUGAAGAGGCGCGACGAGCCCAAGAUGUUGAUGUUCCUGGGGUCAUGCUGCCCGAGGGUAGCCACCACAUAGGCAGAGGCGGCGAAGGCAAUCUCUAUAAGCUCAGUGAGGAGGAGCAGCGUCAGGUUCGAGCCCACAAUGAGAAGGUGCGGACUGAUUCGUUCCAUCGCGAUGGGUCCCAUGAUCGCAGCAACAUCCGCGCACUGGCAGAUAAGGCCAAGGACAAGGCCAAGGAUGCUUUGCCUGGCAACAAGCAAGCCGACAAGUAGAUGAGGUGAUUUUUACUGCAUGAACUUUGUGUUUGGGAGUCCUGCGGGUGGUGAUAGGGUCGGCAUGGGUAAUGUACCGUGAUCAGGAUGAUCUGCAAUGAUAUUUAUUUUCAGCGACACAUUGUGAUUAGAGUUUCUGGCUGUGUGGGCAUUGUUGAGAGGUAGGUCGAACUGUACAACUUCCGGGUCCCCGCGAAUGUCAUCAUGCAACGCAUAGUAGCAGGGUCGAGGGUGCUCUGUAGAACUACUGAUGAGGCGAAAGAUCUUCAACGAAAGUCUUUGCUGCGUGAAUAUCGUCAGCCAGGGAGAUGAAGUGUCGUGUCA
Messenger RNA from Exophiala xenobiotica, 1108 nucleotides. RefSeq lists its product as uncharacterized. Bases 353 to 784 code for a protein of 143 amino acids. The record is from RefSeq and is a predicted model, not a curated record. The transcript has 3 exons. NCBI's taxonomy places the organism in Eukaryota, Fungi, Ascomycota, Eurotiomycetes, Chaetothyriales, Herpotrichiellaceae.